Paramecium tetraurelia is the source of this 1377-nucleotide messenger RNA. RefSeq lists its product as uncharacterized. The record is from RefSeq and is a predicted model, not a curated record. NCBI's taxonomy places the organism in Eukaryota, Ciliophora, Oligohymenophorea, Peniculida, Parameciidae. The transcript has 2 exons.
AUGUAAAGAACUGAUGUUUUGGCCAAUAGAACAGGCAUUUUAAUUGCUUUUUUAGCAUUUUGUGUUUUGAUUGCCAUAUUUGGAAGACAAUCACCGGAGGAUAAAACAAUUUCAGAGCGCUUUGAACCCGAAGUGACAGAAUCAGAAAUUCAAUAUUAUUUAGAAAAUGAUAUCAACUUUAACUCUAGCGAUUAAUUUGGGAUUCAGACAAUACAAGAUUGGUUACCUAUUUAAUCGGAAUUAGCACAAUUGAAUUUGGCAUUAGAGUAUUUUUCGCGCUUAAAUUUGGACAAAAUAUUAGAUAAACAUCUUGGUUUAGAGGAAAAAGUAAAUAAAUGUUUGGAUUUACAAUUGAAUUAAGAAUUAGAAAAAUAUGUGAAUGACAUAAAUUCAACCUCAAUAAAUAAUACUAUUAAUUAGGAUGCUCUAUUGAAUUAUAAUGUUCUUUUUGAAAAAAAAAUACAAUUGAAUGAAGCGAUAUUUUAGAAAAAAACUUAAUUAGACAGAUUAACUGCUGAAGAAAAGUAAUUGAAAUAGGAAUGUACUCAAUAUGAGUUGAGUAAAUUAGAAACUAUCACACUGGAAAGUAAAAUUAAACAAUUUGACAAGUGUGCUUAAGAUGUAAAUAAUUUGGAAUCAUAAAUAAUUGAACUGAAUCUAUUAAUUUAAUAGCAGUUAUAGGAAUAAGGGGAUAAAGAAGAUUUAACUAAGGAAUAUUAAAGAGAUUAAGAAUUAGCUAAGAAUAUGAGCAGAUUAUUUAAACCCACUGAAACUAAAAAGUCAGUAGAAAUUCAUGAUGCCAAAUUAGAAGGAAUUCUUAAUGUCUUAGAUUAUAACAUGAAAUAGUAUAAUACUACUGAGGUAUUUCUCAAUGGUUUGAAUUUCCACCCUGAAAUCUAAAAAAAUUAUAUAGAAGAAAUCCAAUAAAAAUAUAUUAGAUUUUAGAGCUAAAGAGAAUAAAAAUAAAAGGAAAAAAAUAAUUUGUAAAAAGAAAUUGAUUACUUGCAAUAAUAAAGGAAGGAAAAAAAUGAGACUUAUCUGACUGCAGUUAAGAGAUUAGAGGAAAUAAGAGCGAAGAAGAAUGAGUUAAAUGCUUAAACCUAAGAUGAAAAAAGAGAGUUGGAUUAGGUUCUUUAUGAAUUGAAGAAUUACAAUCCACAAAGUAACCUUUAAAGUAAUGAAUAAUUGGAUGCAUAAAAGAAAUUUAAAGAAUAUUUAUAUUAGCAUUUGCAAGAGGACUAAUUGUGUGUUGAAAAAUGUAUUGAAUACGAUUCUCUAAAUCAAUAAAUUAAUAUUGGAAGAUAUAGAAUUUCGUUGAAAUCAAUCUAAAAACAUUUCUCAUCUUUGGAAUUAAAAUUUAAAGAAUUCAAAAUUUGA